CAGAGUGAAGUUUGCCUAACCCUGGCAUGAGUGAAGAUGGUGUGGUCUGAAACAUAUCACAUUAUCCUGCAGAAGUGCCAAAAGAAGAUGACAGAGAUAGCUAAAAACGUAAGAAUCACAGCAGCCUCCAAUGGAGAGGAUGACCUUCCUCUUCCUCCCCCUCCCCCUCCUCCUCCCAGACCUCAGCUGGAAGAUUCACCCAUGCCAAGCCAAAACCUUCUACCUGUGCCACCUCCUAAGGAGACCUUCUCAGAGUUCUACCAACAACGACAGAAAAAUGAACUGAAACGUCUCUUCAAGCACAUUCAUCCUGAACUGAGAAAAAAUCUUGAUGAAGUUGUUGACAGUGAAUUAGUAGAAGCUUUGCAAUCAGAAAAUGUUGCAGACAGGGGCUACCAGGGUGAGGUCCAAUCUAUGCGAUGGAUAUUUGAGAACUGGUCCCUAGACAACAUUGGAGAUCCCCAUGCAACUAAAAGGUUGUUGGAUGAAGAGACUCUCCAAGGUGGAGAUGUGAGGGGCACUUCCUCAAUGUUUGAGCGUCCUGUGUUUGAUGUUACGGAGCACAUCCCAACAGGUGAGAGACAAGGUCUGGUCAAAGGAGAUGUCCGCACAGCCACCUGGUUGUUUGAGACGCAACCUCUGGAUUUGCUCAGUAAAUCCAAAAUGGAGGAGGGAGAACUUGUUGAAGCGGUACUUAAGGAGCCAGUCCAGAGGGGUGAUGUGAAAGGAGCACGGCUGUUGUUUGAGACCAAGCCAUUAGAUGCCUUAGGCCGUUGUUGCUCUGUGGAGGACCAGAGUUUUCUAACACUCAAGUCUGAGCUCCAGGAGCAAAAGGGAGAUGUCAAGAAGACUGUGAAACUAUUCCAAGCAGAGCCAUGCUGUGCCUUGCGGGAUAGCAGUGGUAACAUCCAUGAGAUCAAGUCCAUCUGCAGAGAGGAAAUUCAGAGCAGUAAUAUAAAGACAGCACGCUGGCUGUUUGAAACUCAACCUUUAGACCUUAUUAAUAAGGACACCUCUCAAAUGCAAAUAAUUCGAGGUAUAUCACUGGAGGAAGGCCAAAAAGGUGGAGUAGACAGGAAAAGAUGGAUGUUUGAGACUCAGCCCUUUAAUGCAAUUCAUGAAGGUGUUGUGGAAGAACACAGAUUUAGAGGGACAUUGGUGGACUUUGAAGGAGCAGCUGAUGUUGGGAACAAACGUGAACUUUUUGAAACCCAGCCUCUGUCUGCCCUAAAAGGGGAAUCAAAAUCAUCAGAGGAUUCUGUACAAAAGGAAGAGAUCAUGGGGGGAAAUGUCAGAUCCACUCUUUGGCUAUUUGAAACACAGCCCAUGGAGAACCUGAAAGACAGUUUUGAGGUUGGACAGCUCAAAAAAAUUACUGUUUCGACUGAUGAAAGGGGAGAGGUUAAAGGUAAAAAGCACCUGUUUGAGAAUUUCAGUUCUAAUAUAGAAAGGGUUGAGGAAAGCAAAGUUCAAGAUUCUGAAAGAGGGGAUGUUCAGUCUUUUAAAAAUCUUUUUGAAACCAUACCACUUAGUCAUAUUUCCCAACCUGAGAGUGACUAUAGUGAAGGACAAAAUGGUGACAUAACAGGGGGUGAUGUCAAAAGCAACCGUACACUGUUUGAAACAACACCAUUAUAUGCAAUUAAAGACUGUUCAGGAAACUUCCAUGAGGUCACAACUGUUAGUAGGGAGGAAAUCAUCAAGGGGAAUGUCCAGAACUACAGAUGGAAGUUUGAGACCAGACCACUUGACCAGUUUGAAGAAGGCAAGGGGAAAGUGGAACUUAUCAAAGGUAUAACAAGGCAAGAGGACAUAGCCGGUGAUGUUAGAAUGGCUAAAUGGAUGUUUGAGACACAACCUCUGGACUGCAUCCAUUUAAAAUUCAACCAGAAGCUUGAGGACUCAUCUGCGCAACAAGACGAGUCUCAAAAGGGAGAUGUCAAAACAUGCAAAUGGUUAUUUGAAACACAGCCAAUGGACAUUUUGUAUGAUAAAUCAGAGAGGAAACAAGAUGUUGAAUCAGUGCCAAAGGCAAAUGUGAAAUCUUAUACUUGGCUUUUUGAAACACAGCCACUAGCUAACAUAAAGGACAAAGAUGAACUCAGUUUAAAGUUAUGUGGGACCUUGGAGGAUGAUGUGAAAGGUGAUGUGAAAACUGUGAAGCACCUUUUUGAGACUGAAACUCUGGAUAAAAUCACGAAGAGAACAAACUCCGAUCACGAUGUGAGGUGUAUCAGCCAGAUUGAUGUCCUGUCUGGAGACGUGUCUCGUGUGAAAGAGAUUUUUGAGACCAAGUCACUUGAUGACAUUGGAUCUGAAUACAUUCAGUCAUCAAAUAUGGAAGAGCAGGGCAAAGACAUUCAGUCAGGAUCUGUUCACAAGUUCACAUGGCUUUUUGAGAACCAACCCAUCAGCAAGAUAAAUGACAAGGAGGAUAUAAAUGUUCAAAGUGUCACUGACGUGGAGGGUGGUGAUGUUGGAGGUAAAAAGUUUAUAUUUGAAACAUUCUCUUUGGAUAAAAUACAGGACAAAGACCAGCUUCUUGAACAGGAGCCUUUGAAUGUGGAAAUGCCUUUGAACAAUGUUGAUGUAAAGUCCAGCACCAUGCUAUUUGAAUCCCAGCCUCUGUAUGCCAUAAAAGACAAGGAUGGUCAGUUCCACGAGGUUACCACUGUGAAGAAAGAGGAGGUGAUGAGUGGAGAUGUAAGAGGAGCUCGUUGGAUGUUUGAGACUAAGCCACUUGAUGCCAUUCAGGCAGACAGGGAGAUUUAUGUGAUCAGAGCAGUCACCCAGGAGGAUGUACUUAAAGGUGAUGUGAAAUCAGCCAGGUGGAAGUUUGAGACCCAACCUCUUGACUCCUUCACAGAGAGAGAGGUACCAUCAGUGAGAGUUGUGGAAGAAUUAGGGAAUGGGAAGAAUGUGCAGCAAAACAAACAACUGUUUGAGACUAAUCAGGCAGGCCAGAAAAGGUAUGUUAGGACAGUGAGUGUUACCGAUGUCCAACAAGGUGAUGUGAGAACAUCCACUUGGCUCUUUGAGAAUCAUUCAAUUGACACUCUUAAAGGAGAGCCAGAGGAUCAGAACAUCAUAAAGACGGUUCACAGAGAGGACACCAAGAAAGGAGAUGUAAAACGAUGCACUUGGUUGUUUGAAUCACAGCCUCUGGACAAAAUCAAAGAUUCUGAAUCCACCGUUGAAAGUGUGACACAAGAGGAAAUACCUAAGGCUGAUGUUAGGAGCACCACUUGGAUGUUUGAAACCACACCCCUGGAUAAAAUCUCAGUAGAGACUGUGACAGACACACUCUUAUUCCUCAACAAUCUCAGUGUCAUUCACUCAAGUGGCAUCAUUAUCCAGACCAGUGAUGAGAGAAACGUUAACAUGGCAAAGUAUCAGUUUGUCUGCAACGAGGAGCCACAGGUUCAAAAAGAAGAAGUCGUUGAAGGAAACUUCAGGAACAUCAUGCUACAGUUAUUAUUCCGCCCAAACUUGAAAAACAAGGUUACUCUCCUAAAAGAGGAGGAGCAUGGAAAAGUGCAUAACACAGUGUUAGAGAUUCCAUUCCAACAGCAUGAAUCAGCUACCAGUGCAGACAUUGAGCCCCUAAUUGAAAAAGUAGUCCAAACAAUUGAUAAUUUGCUUGUUCCAGAUAAGUCAGUCAAGACAGGCUUGGUGAUGCAGGAGUCUGAGGGAGGCAAUCCAGAAAUUGCUGUUUAUUCACUUCUCUCAUAUAGUCACAUAAAAGUAGAGGGUCAUGAUAUUAAACGAGGAGAUGUGAAGUCCACAAUAGGUAACCUCAUGGCAACUGCUCAUAACCAAAAGGUGUCUCCAUCGUGCAAACUGGAAGAGAAUGAAAAGGGGAAUGUUGACUUAUAUAGAAGCUGCAUUGAAAAGGGUGAUUUACAGUACCUUAAAAAUCUGCAAGCAGAGGAAUCUGAGGAGGAGAUCAAUUGCUCUCAGAAAGAGCAGAUUGAGAUUGUUCAAGGAGAUGUGAAGGAAGCAAUGAAAUACCUUAACCAACAAAAGGGACAAGUGGAACGAACAGUUUUGGACAUUGUACCAGGUGAUGUAAAGAAUACCAAAAAAGUUUUCUCAGGGGCCUCCCUUGACAUAAACAUUGGAAGCUGCAUGCAAAAGGAGGAGAUUAUCCGUGGUGACAUAUCUUCUGCUAAGCAACAACUCGAUGAGGCUGUAAAGCAACCAGUCAUGGUGCAGAAGGAGGAAGUUGUGUCUGGAGACAUUAAAGCAACAUUAGAGUCCCUGGAGCGUGCAAAGCAACAAAGUAUGCAUGUUGAGCGUGAAGUUAUUGUUCCAGGGACCAUCUAUGAUCUGGAUGUAGCAAUGCAAGAGUCCUCUGAUGAAAAUGAAACACAAACAAUCAAGGAAGAAAUCAUUGCAGGGGAUGUUAAGGCUGCCAAAAGGUCCCUGGAGGAGGCAAAGAAGCAGAGUAUGAGAGUAGAACGUGAGAUUGUAACUCCAGGAAAGAUAUACAACUUGAACAUGUCCUCUCAUGAGCAAAACACAUCGACAGUGAGGCAGUCCACAUCAUCAUCCUCAAGUAUCCAGCGGAUUACCACAACAAACCGAAAGGUCAGUGACACAGAGGAAAUUCAGGGAGCAUCUGAAGUUUACCAUCAUAAUAAAUUGGGAAAUAGUGCAGAUAUAAUGAAUUGUAUAGCAGAGACAGAGGUAAUAGCUUCCAAUCUGAUACCAGAGAGAAGCACUCAGAUUUCAGAGUUAGAAACAGAAAUUUUGAAAGGGGAUGUGAAGGCCACCAUUCAGUCUUUACACAGUGCUGCAGCAGAGCAGAGACCUGUAGAAAAGGAAGAAAUUGUUAAAGGAAAUAUGCAGAAGGCCCUUCAAUCUCUUGAGAAAUCUAGUGUGAAUGUUUCUAGAGGAGAUUUUAAGGCAGCAAUGUUGUAUAGAAAAUCUGGGCAAUCGUAUUCAGAGGCCAGAAAGAAAAAAGAUUCAGGGUCUAAAUGCAAGCAGAGUGUUGUGGUGUCUGUGCCCUCAUCUGAUGCUGAAUGUUCUUCUUCGGUUUCAGUGACUGGCAGAGAAUAUAUGACCACCAUAGCACUGAAUUCAGCUCCUGUCAUUAGUUCCAUCUCUGAGGAGAAUUCAAACCAACCUACUACAAGUAAAUCCCCAUAUCCACCACCACUUCCUCCAAAAGUUUGUGAUCAAGUUAAAGACCAGAAACCAGCCCUUCCACCAAAGCCCUUUUAUUCUACAAGUACUGGACCUAAAUUGGAAAAUGUAUCUCCUCAUCAAAAUUCCUCUGAUGCCUUCAUAAUCACCCAGGAUAUGCCAGCCAUCCCUCCCAAAAUAAAAGCUGGAAAGUUAACCCCUCUUCAAUUACAGAAAUCAUCCAAUAUAAAGCAGUGCUCUGUUGACUCCAAACACACUGCAAAGGAAACAAGACAUGAGGGAGUAACCAUAAAAAGCAAAAGUCAUGUUACCAGUGCAAUAGAUUCUACAGCAAGUAAGAAAAGCCAGUGUGUAGAACAAUGGGACCAAAAGAACCAUAUAAAACAUGUGAACAGUGCUCCACCCCAGGAUGCCAAUAAGAGGAUUAACACAUCAGUGCACAGUCAAACAGGCAUGGGCCAAAAUGCUGUACAAAGAAUCAGUGCAGCAGAAGAAAUUUCAGAGUGUGUGCAGAGUUACUCAGAGGACAAUGAAGCCAAGACCUCUGGAGGGCAGGGAAAAGUCAUUUUUGAGACAAUCCCAUCUGAGCCAAAGAAAAUAAGUGUGGUCUGGAAUAAGACCAAUGAAGAACAAGCACAUAUUGCAGAGAAGCACAAAGUGCACUCCCAAGACCACAGAAGAAAUGUCUUUGCUACACCUGCAGCCGACAGGCUGCCAGUAGAUAAUAAUAAUCUCGGUUGUCAUGAACAUCAAAAGCCAGACAGCAAUGUUGUUUUAAGGGAAAAGAAAGUGAAGAGAGAGACAGAAGAUGAACGUCGUCAAAGACUCUCUGUCCACAAGGAAGAAAUCAUGAGAGGCAAUGUGCACGCAGCAAUGGAGAUCUUUGAAAAUCUGAGGAGACAAGAAGAGCUUAAAGUAAUUCUGUCAAAAGUACAGGAGAUAGAAGGGGAAACAUGUGAAGUGGAUGUGAAAUCUCUGAUGACCUUAUUUGAGAAUGUACCUGGGUGGAUAGAUAACACUGCUACAAGCUCAAAGAAUGGGUAUCCCAGAAGUGAAAAGGAUCUCGAAUUUUUUAAAGAUGAUACGGAGAGUGUGUCUUCAGUUGAGGCAGCAUUUGAAGAUUUAGAAAAGGCAAGCAUGGACAUAGCAAGAUUGAAAGAGCAGACAUUGGCAAAACUUAUGGACAUUGAGGAGACAGUUAAAAAGGCAUUGUACUCUGUCUCAAAUUUGAAGUCUGAGGCUGAUAUAGCAGGCUUGUCUGGACUUUUUUCUGAAUCUCUAAGAGCUGAACCUAUUUCUUCAUCCUCCAAUAACAUAAGGAAGAUAAGGAUUGUGUCAAGCAAAGCAAAACCUGAACAAACCAGAGUGCCUGUAGAAACCAGUGCUGAUGGCAUGGCACAAAUUGCUGGAAAAUCAAAGGAGGUAAUUUCACAUAAACAGAAGUUGCCUAGACCCAAGGCUCACACAAAUGCUCCCUCUUCCCCUUCUUUUAUCUCCAUUCACUCAGCUGCAAGAAAGUCUGAUGAGCCUCCCAAACCCUCCACAGUCAAGUCAAAACCAGAGAGCUCUCCUCUUCAGUCAAAUGACUGUCAUAAGCUUAAUGAUGACAUCUAUAAGUUCUCAGCAGUAAAAGAUACAGGACAUCACUUUGGCAGUCCUCAAAAUCCAAGACGGGAAGUCAGCAUUCUUGAGGUGAAAACUGUUCCUGAAGCCUCAGCAGGAAUCAUUGGAACAAAAACAGUGUGUGAAAAAUAUGAAGAAACUGAUCAUUUUGGCAAUAAAUAUGUAUCUUCCAAGACCUCUACUUUUGUCACAAAACAGUCUGAAAGAAAAACAUCCUCAUAUGCAGUUGUAACCAGUCCAGGAAAAUAUGAGGAGAUGACAUCACCCCUCAUGCGAAGAUCUGGCAAAGUUUUUUCAGAAAAUCCUCAAUCCAAUCUCAAAGAUGGCGGCAAAGUGUUUGUUACAUUUGGCCAUCCAAAAACUGGAAAGCAUUAA
Molecule: messenger RNA, 7146 nt
Organism: Chanos chanos (milkfish)
Lineage: Eukaryota; Metazoa; Chordata; Actinopteri; Gonorynchiformes; Chanidae
Gene: xirp1
Product: xin actin binding repeat containing 1
Exons: 4
Coding region: 37-7146 (2369 amino acids)
Biological process (GO): actin filament organization; actin cytoskeleton organization
Cellular component (GO): stress fiber; focal adhesion
Molecular function (GO): actin filament binding
Source: RefSeq, a predicted model, not a curated record